Paramecium octaurelia is the source of this 798-nucleotide messenger RNA. Lineage: Eukaryota; Ciliophora; Oligohymenophorea; Peniculida; Parameciidae. The record is from the annotation of a GenBank genome assembly.
AUGCGUAACAAGAGUUUGGAGACCAGACUUGAUUCCGCAAUUGGAUUUAAUUCUCGCUCAUCAUUUGGUCAAUCUGACCAGGGAAGGAUCGAGGAAAAUAAAUACAUAUUAUUUGUUUAAAUAUUUAUUACAAAUGUGGGAUAUUAUGGGUUAUUAAAAUAAAUAAUGAAUUUUGAAAUUCUUGGGCUUCUUUCAUAAUUGCCAUCUAAGAAAUAUGUGAGGAAACUAUUCGAAUAUGCUUAUUUAUUUAGAAACAAACUCAACUCAUUUUAAGAAUAUAUGGAAACACCUGUAAGUGCUUCAUUGCCUUAAGAUUUAUAAAUAUCCGAGAAAUAAGCUCAUACUCUCAUUAUAGGAUUGGUAAAGCUUUUAGAAAAUGCAGAAUUGCUAUAAUGGAAUGAGUAGGCAAUUUUGUAGCUCUUUCCUUCUAAUUUUGAUUAGUAAUUAGCUAAAUUGUUAACAGAUUCUAUACUUUAGAUCUCUGAAUGUAAGAUAUUUCUUAAACUCUUAAUAGUGUGUGAUAAGAUUACAAAUCGAGAAAUAUGUUAGGCAGAUUCGCUGAUUGAUAUUGAUUGGAGAGUGGAUAUAUAAAUUUAGACGCAUAAUUAAUAGAAGGUAUUGUUCUAUAUAAAUAAUUAAUAGGUUAAUAUGCCUGUGUUAUUCUUAUAAUUGGAGACUUUAAAUACCUAAAAAAAUACAAAGGAAAAUGUGACAUUUCAGCUUAACUAAAAUGAAGUUAAUAAUUUUCACAACAAUCUGUGUAAAAUAAAAGAAUAAUUAUAAACUUUGGCUUAGUGA